Messenger RNA from Rotaria sp. Silwood2, 1575 nucleotides. The record is from the annotation of a GenBank genome assembly. Lineage: Eukaryota; Metazoa; Rotifera; Eurotatoria; Philodinida; Philodinidae.
AUGGAGCAUUCAUGUGUUCAACUGGAAGAUUUACCAGAUGAAAUUCUUCUGAUUAUUUUUCAAAAUUUACCCAAUUGUGAUGUACUUUAUUCUUUCAUGGGUCUUAAUGAAAGACUUGAUACAAUUCUAAAUGAUAGAAUUUUUACAAGAAAUUUAACACUAAUAAAAUCUGUUCAUAGUUCAUCAAAUCAAUUUACUGAUACAAUAUUUGAUCGAUUUUGUUUUGAAAUUUUACCAAAAAUCAAUCAUAAAAUCGAACGACUUAAUAUUGAAUCAUCAUUCAUGGAACGUAUUUUUGCAACAAGUUAUCCUAAUUUACAUGCACUUAGUUUAUAUAAUUUUCCACCAGAAACAGCGUGUGAAGUCUUUUGUGAGGAAAACUAUUCAAUUUAUCAACUUCAAAAUCAAAUUUCAUCACUUUUUAUUAAGUUGAAACCACAUGAACAACUAAUUGAUGCAUUUGGAUCUACACAAAAUAGAAAUAUAUUUAUUUUUAUUAGAAUCUGUCUUCUCUUCAAGAAUUUACAAUAUUUAAAUUUCAGUUCAUCUUCUAUUUAUGAACAAUUAGUAUUUUCUAAUAGCAUUCCAAUGAAUUUCUCUUCAAAUUUAUUUGAACUACAUGUUGUAGUUAAAAGUAUCUCAGAUUGUCUCUGUGUACUUGACGGUCAGUUCGAGUUGUUGCAUACAUUUCAUGUUACGAUUCGGUCUUAUGGUAUUUACGAUGAAGAAAUAGUUGGUAACCAUAAGAAACUACCUAAUUUAAAAUGCUUUUCGCUGAUCCAUGAAAAUGAAAUAUCCGUGUACAAUCUUAUAUUGGUACCACUUUUCCAAAGAAUGACAAAUUUAGAAGAACUUCAUUUGUACUUUGUUAAUACAUAUGGAUCAAUUAUUGAUGGUAAUAAUUUGGAAAAUAAUAUCAUUAAUCAUAUGACGAAAUUAAAGAAAUUUACAUUUAAUAUUCGUUCAGUUAUUUAUCUUGAUAAUCAAUUUAAUUUACCAUCAAAUGAAGAUAUUAAAAAGACAUUUAAAAAUUUUGACAAUAAUCAAACUACUUCAUAUGUCGAUUAUUUUAAAAAAUUAAAUUUAUUUUAUUGUCAAAUUUAUUCAAAUCCAUAUAGAUGGACAUUUUAUAAUAAUAUAACAAAUAAUUUUCCUGGUGGAUUAUUCAAGUGUGUUCGUGAAAUAUCAUUACAUGAUGAACAUCCAUUUGAACAUGAUUUUUUUCUUCGAAUUUCGAAAUCAUUUCCAUUUAUUAAAAAAUUAAGCUUACAUAAUUAUGAACCACAAAAAAAUAAUUAUCUUCAAUGGCCAAUAAUUAAAUAUCAUCAUCUUAUUGAAAUUGAUCUUGCUAAAGCUCAUGAUGAUUAUGUUGAACAAUUUUUAAAUAAUACAAAGAUGUGUUUAUUAAAUAAUGUACAUCUUCGUGUACGUUUCGAUUCAUUAGUAAAGACAACGAACAAUUUUACAAGAGAUGUAACACGCAUUAAUUGUACGAAAAUCAAUCUUAAAAUACGUAGCUUUACAGUAGAACUUUCAAGAUUAAAAGAAUAUUUUCCUCAUGCAAAAAUCUAUUGA